CUUUAUUUAACAUGUUAACCCACAACCUCGUCAAGGUCUUCAUACAUCUUAUAAGUGUCCAAUAACACCAGCAACUACAGUAUUAUACAAGAUAAUGUAGUUUCUGUUUAUGCUGCCACAGUUGUAUAUUUAGGUACAGGUAUACAAACGAGAAGAUGCCCAAAAAAAAGACAGGGCAGAGGAAGAAGGCCGAGAAGCAGAAGGCUCGCCAGAAGGAAUUGAGAAAGGGUCGAGCCAAUCGCUCAUUGGCUGAUCUUCCAUGUAAUUCAAUUAUGGAAUGUGACAGAUGUCAGAGGCGUCAAAAGAAUCGUGCAUUCUGCUACUUCUGUCAGUCCAUCCAACGCUUACCACAGUGUGCACAUUGUGGCAAAGUCAAGUGUAUGCUUAAAACAGGUGACUGUGUAGUGAAGCACCCCGGCACAUACACCACAGGCCUAGGCAUGGUCGGAGCCAUUUGUGAUUUUUGCGAAGCCUGGAUAUGCCAUGGUCGCAAGUGCCUCCAGACACAUGCCUGUACGUGUCCUCUUGUUGAAGCCACAUGCAUAGAAUGUGAACGAGAUGUUUGGAGUCACGGCGGACGUAUCUUUCGUUGUCAUUACUGCCAGAAUUUCUUGUGUGACGAUGAUCAGUUUGAACAUCAAGCAUCGUGUCAAGUAUUAGAGCAGGAAUCCUAUAAAUGUUUGUCAUGCAAUCGUCACGGACAGUACUCCUGUCUUCGGUGCAAGACAUGUUAUUGUGAGGAGCACGUGCGUAGAAAAGGGUUCAAGUACGACAACAAGCAGAAGAUUCCUUGUCCCAAGUGUGGUUAUGAUACUGAGGAAACUAAGGAACUUAGCAUGUCAACUCGCACUCACAAAUUUGGACGACAACAACUUGGAGCCGAUGAUGAUGAUGAGUACGAAGAAGGUGCCGUAGGGUACGGCAAUAGCUACGAUGACUACUAUGACGACUCUGACUCUGACGAAGAUGACGACGAUGACGAGGAUGGGGACGAGGACGAGUCGGAAGAGGAAGAGGAAGUGGAAGAGGAGAAAGUAAAAUAAAAGAAAAGUUACUUGCUGAAGAGAAGUAUAUUCAGCAAACAUUUUUUACCAGAUAAAAUUAAACCUUGAAAAAAACAAUAUGAUAGAUAGAAGCCAUCAACUUCAGAAAUAUUAUGUGGAUUGAAUUAGUCUUUUUUAUACAGGAGAGCCCUGUUGAUGCAGCUCUGUACAGUAAGUCUUUAACUUACAAACACAUUAUUAGAUCUGAAUUGUGUAUGAUAUUCAUAAUACAGGAAGUCUUUAACUUACAAGCAUGUUGGGGACCUUCUGUAUUGUGUAUGAUAAUGAUAUUAUACACAGUAAUGAUCUUCUUUCAACAGACUGUCUGUAUCCACCAAGGCGGGGCGGCCCAUAAAGAAAAACAAAAGUUUCUCUUUUUAACUUUAGUAAUGUAUACAGGAGAAGGGGUUACUAGCCCCUUGCUCCCAAAUGUUUGUCGCAUCUUACGACACGCACGGCUUACGGAGGAAGAAUUACACAGUAAUGAUAUAAUGAUGAUAUACACAAUACAAAAGGAUUCUGAAUGUGUUUGAAAUUUGAAAUCUUACUGUAUAUGGUCAUCUUUCCUCUUUCCCUUUCACAACUGUUGUAUGAAAGAGAGAGAGAGCAUAGCAACAGUUACGACAGAUCAUUAUUUAGUGGUUGCUUCAGUAAAAGUAUGAGGAAAAUGGCAACCAAGGAGAGUGGUGUCAGUGGACAAGAAAGAAAAGAAAGUGAAUCAGCUAAAAUGGUAAUAACAGUGGAGGAGUGGUAAAAGCAUCAAGCAUAAUGAAUAAUGGCUGAAUUGAAAGCCAACAAAAAAUGUGGAGCAACAAAAAAGGAAAAAGGGGCUGUAUACUGUGGAGCCCUCCUGUAUACGUGGAGCCCUCCUGUAUACGUGGAGCCCUCCUGUAUACGUGGAGCCCUCCUGUAUACGUGGAUCCCUCCUGUAUACGUGGAGCCUUCCUGUAUACGUGGAGCCUUCCUGUAUACGUGGAGCCCUCCUGUAUACGUGGAGCCCUCCUGUAUACGUGGAGCCCUCCUGUAUACGUGGAGCCCUCCUGUAUACGUGGAGCCCUCCUGUAUACGUGGAGCCCUCCUGUAUACGUGGAGCCCUCCUGUAUACGUGGAGCCCUCCUGUAUACGUGGAGCCCUCCUGUAU
Molecule: messenger RNA, 2184 nt
Organism: Cherax quadricarinatus
Lineage: Eukaryota; Metazoa; Arthropoda; Malacostraca; Decapoda; Parastacidae
Gene: Noa36
Product: zinc finger protein 330 homolog Noa36
Cellular component (GO): nucleus
Molecular function (GO): zinc ion binding
Source: RefSeq, a predicted model, not a curated record